AAUGAAAAUUGUAUUUGCUCUCAUUGCAAUUGUUUCUGCCUUUAAUUAUGAUCCAAGUUUAGCUAAUGAAUUAACUGCCUUAUCCUUUGCUGCCUAUUGUCAUCCAGAAGACAUUUUAAGUUGGAAUGUUGGUACUAUAAGUUAAUAAUAUCCUCACUUGAGUAAGAUUUAAAUAUUUGAAAACAUAGAGCUAGUAAUAUAUUUAAUUAUUCAUAGGAAACAAGAGGUUAUAUAGCUUAUAAUUCACAUAGUUAAGCUAUUACUGUUGUUUUCAGAGGUUCUUCAAAUAUAAAGAAUUUCAUAGCUGACAUAGAUGCAAAGAAAAUUGAAUUCAAUAUCAUUUGCAAAUGUUAAGUUCAUGAAGGAUUCUUUGCAGCCUAUACAUCACUUAAAAUUCAUUUAGAUGUGUUACUAGGUGAGUAUAGAAUUAAAUAUCCAUAUGCAAAAUAUCAUGUUACAGGACACUCUUUGGGAGGAGCCAUGGCAACAUUAUUUGCUAGUGAACUAUCUAUGAUGGGAAUUAAAGUAACGCUUGUUACUGUUGGAUCUCCAAGAGUUGGUGAUUCUGAUUUUUAUGAUUGGUUUUCAACUUUAAAAGUUACCCAUUCAAGAUUAACAAAUAAGAAGGAUAUUGCUCCUCAUCUACCACCUGUCAGAUAUGAAUUUGAACAUGUUAAUACUGAAAUUUGGUAUAAGGAUGGAGUAAAUUAUAUAAUUUGCCAGGAAAUAAAGGGAGAAGAUUAAAAAUGUUCAGCCUCUGUUUAUAGUCCAAAUUUGACAGAUCAUUUAACAUAUUUAGGAUGGUCUAGCAAUUCUUGCAAAGAAUAAUUCACAGAAUGAU
Molecule: messenger RNA, 841 nt
Organism: Paramecium pentaurelia
Lineage: Eukaryota; Ciliophora; Oligohymenophorea; Peniculida; Parameciidae
Source: the annotation of a GenBank genome assembly